Molecule: messenger RNA, 1338 nt
Organism: Zingiber officinale
Lineage: Eukaryota; Viridiplantae; Streptophyta; Magnoliopsida; Zingiberales; Zingiberaceae
Exons: 2
Coding region: 1-1338 (445 amino acids)
Source: RefSeq, a predicted model, not a curated record
AUGUGGAUUCGGGAGCAUCUUUACUUCAAUGGUUUCAGUAAAAAUUAUUUGAAUUGGAUUUGGCAUGGUGAGGCUGCGGAGAAGGAUAGAUUAAAUUCGAGUGUCAACCAAGAGCCAACUGAUAAUUGUCAUGAUGAUUUUGAAACUGUUAAUUUGUGUGAGGCAGCGUAUGAUAACCAUACAGAAAAUCCAGAAGCAUUUAUGAAGUUUUUGGAGGAAGCAGAGAAGCCACUGUAUAAGGGAUGCAAACGUUACACAAAGUUGAGUGCACUUGUAAAACUAUACAAUACCAAAGCAAGGCAUGGGAUGAGUGAUGCUCUAUUUUCAGAUCUACUAGCAGAUUUUGGGGACAUGCUGCCAGAUAACCACAAUCUGCCAUCGUCAAUUUAUGAAGCAAAGAAGACGUUGAGUUGUUUGGCUUUGAGUCAUGAAAAGAUUCAUGCUUGUUCUAAUGAUUGCAUCCUUUAUAGGAAACAAUAUAAAGACUGCGUAAGCUACCCGAAAUGUGGCUUAUCAAGAUGGAAGCUAACCAAGAAAAAUGUUGAGAAGAAAGGUGUUCCUGCCAAAGUGGUUUGGUAUUUCCCUCCCGUACCAAGAUUUAAGCGCAUGUUUAAAUCUUUAGAAACUUCCAGAAAUUUAACAUGGCAUGCAGAUAGCACAAGAGUUGUUGGUCAGUUACGUCAUCCGGUUGAUUCACCGUCAUGGAAAUUGGUGGAUCAUAUGUGGCCCGACUUUGGAAGUGAGGCAAGAAAUAUUCGCCUGGCACUUGCAGCCGAUGGAAUUAAUCCUCACAGCAAUCUUAGUAGUCGCUACAGUUGCUGGCCAAUCAUGCUGGCCACAUAUAAUUUGCCUCCAGACAUGUGCAUGAAAAGGAAAUUCAUCAUGCUAACGAUGCUCAUUUCAGGGCCGAAACAGCCUGGAAACGAUAUCGACGUCUACCUUGAGGUUCUGGUUGAUGAUUUGCAGCUCUUGUGGGAAGGAGUUGAUGGAGUUUAUGAUGCUUAUCGAAGGGAGGUUUUCACUCUUAAAGCAGUUCUUUUAUGGACCUUCAACGACUUUCUUGCAUAUGGUAACCUUAGUGGAUGUACUACACAUGGUUAUUACGCAUGCCCAAUAUGUGGUGAGGAUACUUAUGCAAAGCACUUACCAAAUGGGAAGAAAAUGUCAUUUGCUGGGCAUAGACGAUUCCUACCACGAUUUCAUCCAUAUCGGAGGCAAAUAAAGGACUUUAAUGGCAUGGAGGAACUUGGUGAAGCAGGUAGGCCAUUAUAUGGAAUUAAGUUGUUUGACAAGCUUUCAGACAUAACAUGGAAAAACCAAGGACAAUGUGGCAGCUAG